Messenger RNA from Ostrinia furnacalis (Asian corn borer), 3318 nucleotides. RefSeq names its product sid-1-related gene3 (gene Sir-3). The record is from RefSeq and is a predicted model, not a curated record. Gene Ontology annotation, cellular component: lysosome; plasma membrane. NCBI's taxonomy places the organism in Eukaryota, Metazoa, Arthropoda, Insecta, Lepidoptera, Crambidae. Gene Ontology annotation, molecular function: RNA transmembrane transporter activity; double-stranded RNA binding. The transcript is spliced from 23 exons. Gene Ontology annotation, biological process: RNA transport. Bases 231 to 3161 code for a protein of 976 amino acids.
GCUAUCAAGUGUCAAGGUUCACACGCAAAGAUUCGAACGUGCCAUAGCGCACCGUCAUAGCUAAAAUUUGAUCAAUGAUUCAAAAUCCAUAUCGGCGUUUCCUCGUAUCGGGCGGAGCUAUCUGGCCGAUAAGUGAUAGCGCGCCGUCCAGCGGCUCGCAGUGACAAGCCGCUAGUGCAAAUGAGCGCACCGCUCGCCGCCACCGCCCGCGCCCGCGCCCCCCGCGCCUGAUGUGGCUGGGCGCCUGCGCCGCGCUGGCCGCGCUGGCCGCCGCGCGAGCCGUCGAGAACGUCACCGUCGUACGCAUGCCAGUGUCGCUGGAGGAGCUGCACACCAUCACCGUCGACGCCAACACAGAGUUUAUAUUGGAUUUUAUACCGAAUGCGGAGCAGAGCCGGUGGCCGACGCGGCUGUGGGUGAGUAGCAGCGGCGGCGACAUCGCGCGCCCGCUGCUGCUCACCAUCCGACAGAAGGCAGGCGCCAGCACGUGGCAGCUGCCGCAGCAGGUGCAGGGCCGGCUGCUGUUCCAGGUGGAGCGCACGCUGUGCCCCGACGACAGCGUGCUCAGCAACUCCACGGAAUGCGUGAGCGAGGAGGAGCUGCGCGCGCCGGGCUGGUUCUCGCUGCACGCGGUGUCGGCGUGCGCGCGCGCGCUCCACGUGCAGCUGCGCGCCACGCCGGCGCGCGACUGGCGCCUCGCCUUCCAGCAGCCGCAAGACACGCAGGUCACGCCGGAGGCGCCGCGCGUGCACUACUACGCCUUCGACGAGGAGCAGGAGCAGGUGCGCCUCGUCGUCAGCUCCGACGAUGAAGUCUGCGCCACCGUCGCCGUGCAGGACUACACGUGUCCCAUAACGGAGACUUUAGACGAGUUAGCUCUAUCAACAUUACGAAUGACCGUCCAACGCUCGGGAGCCGUGCAACUGUCGAUGANGCGCGACUGGCGCCUCGCCUUCCAGCAGCCGCAAGACACGCUGGUCUCGCCGGAGGCGCCGCGCGUGCACUACUACGCCUUCGAGGAGGAGCAGGAGCAGGUGCGCCUCGUCGUCAGCUCCGACGAUGACGUCUGCGCCACCGUCGCCGUGCAGGACUACACGUGUCCCAUAACGGAAACUUUAGACGAGUUAGCUCUAUCGACAUUACGAAUGACCGUCCAACGCUCGGGAGCCGUGCAACUGUCGCGGAGCCGGUUCCCCCGCGGCUUCUACGUGGUGGUGGUGGUGCACCAGUCGGACGAGGCGUGCGCGGGCGAGCAGCCCGAGCAGGAGGACUGGCUGUGGGAGGCGGCGGUGUACGGCGCCGCGCCCACACACCGCGACACCCCGCGCACUAAGCUUAUCACGCUCGACACACGGCCGGCGCUGUCGCGCGCGCAGUACGCGGUGGCGGCGGGCGCGUCGCUGGCGGUGUUCGCGUGCGUGUACGCGGCCUUCGGGCUGCUGGUGCUGGCGCAGCGCUGGCCGCGCUUCGGCCGCCUCGUGGCGCCGCGCGCCGUGCUGCGCGACCCGCCGCGUACCGAAGAAACCGCUGUGGAGUCUCAGAUAGACGCCAGCCAACUUACUACCGGAACGCCAGCACGGCGAAAACGAAGAUCCUCAGACGCGACAUUCGACAGCAGCGACAACAGCGACUCGGACGAGUCCGACGAAGAGAGCGCCCCGUCCCCCGCGCCCGCCGCGUCCUCCGCUCGUAACGGGGGCCCGCCCGCCGCCGACAGCCCAGACGGUGACGUCGGCAGUCCCACCAAUGGCUUCAGAAACAACAUAAACAGCGACCCCCCGACAGUGUUCGUGAUCCCGUCGGGCGGCGUGAGCAACCGCGGCUUCGCGCCGUCCACGCCGCUGGACGGGCCGCCCGCGCCCGCGCCGCCGCCGCCGCUCGACGCCGCGCCCGCCGUCGCCAACGGACAGCCGGCGCCGGUCGCCGGCGAGGAGCAGCAGGCGGCGCGUCCGUUCGGGCUGCCGGCGCGGCUGCGCGUGGCGGCGCUGGCGCGGCGGCGCGAGCGGGUGCUGCGCGCGCGCUCCGACCGCUACCUCACCACGCUGGCCACCGUCGCCGUGUUCUACGCGCUGCCCGUCAUACAGUUCGUCGUCGCCUUCCAGAUCGUGAUGAACCUGUCGGGCUCGCUGGACCUGUGCUACUACAACUUCCUGUGCGCGCACCCGGCGGGGCAGCUGGCGGACUUCAACCACGUGCUGUCCAACGCCGGCUACCUGCUGCUGGGCGCGCUGUUCCUGCUGCAGCUGCGCCGCCGCCAAAGCCUGCGCGCGCGUCACCCGCGACACGAGGAGUACGGCAUCCCGGCGCACUACGGGCUGCUGGCGGCGCUGGGCGCGGGCAUGAUGGUGGUGGCGCUGCUGUCGGCCAGCUACCACGUGUGCCCCAACCGGCUCAACUUCCAGUUCGACACGGCGUUCAUGUACGUGCUGGCGGUGCUGAGCAUGGUGAAGAUCUACCAGUCGCGCCACCCCGACGUCAACGCGCGCGCGCACGCCACCUUCGGCGUGCUGGCCGUGCUCAUCGCCAUCGUGGUGUGGGGCGUGCUGGGCGGCGGCGCGCUGUUCUGGGGCGUGUUCACGGUGCUGCACGUGUUCACGUUCCUGCUGCUGUCGCUGCGCAUCUACUACCUCGGCCAGUUCCGCCUCGAGAAGGAGACGCUGUCGCGCGCGGCGCGGGGGCUGCGGGCGCUGCCGGCGCGCGGGCUGCGGCCGCUGUACUCGGCGCGGCUCGUCAUGCUCGUCAUCGCCAACGCCGUCAACUGGGCCUUCGCCAUCUACGGGCUGUUCAUGCAGAGCACGGACUUCGCGUCGCACCUGCUGUCGGUGCUGCUGUGCAACACGCUGGUGUACAUGGGCUUCUACCUGUGCAUGAAGCUGCUGCACGGCGAGCGGCCGCGCUGGUACGCCUGGGGCUUCCUGGGCGGCGCGGCGGCGGCCUGGGCGCCCGCGCUCUACUUCUUCCUGUCCGGCUCCUCCGACUGGGCCGCCACGCCCGCGCAGUCGCGCCACAGCAACCACGAGUGCCUCGUGCUGCAGUUCUACGACUCGCACGACCUGUGGCACAUGCUGUCGGCCGGCGCGCUGUACCUGUCCUUCAACGCCAUGCUGACGUGGGACGACGGGCUGGCCGCCGUGCCGCGCACCGAGAUCGCCGUCUUCUAGCCGCCAUGAGCCACCCGCCGGCCUGCCGCGCGCCGCCUGCCAUUUAAACCCCAGUUUUAACUGCUCGCCGGGCAGUUCGUGGGAGUGGCCUAGAGUCUAGGCAAAACGACACUACUUUUUAUGUUAAGUUAUAGUAAAUAAAAAAUAUUAAACUCUA